UUAUAGAUUCCUUUUAAUGGUUCAUUUCCAAAAUGUUCAAAAUAAAUAAAAUUUUAAUAAUAUGCUGUUGCUGCCAAAAUCAGAAUAUGCAUCACAUUUAAACACAGCAGAGAGUGUGCACAAAAUCUAUUGUUUAUAAAUUUAUACAAAAAUUUGACAUGAGUAAACGAUUUGUUGCAACUUCAAUCAGUGAUUCUAGUUUCCGCUUAAUUGAACCCAAAUUAACAGAUCAAAUUUAGUGCCUUGCAGCACCGCCUUCCCCGCCAAAAUAGUCAAUGCACUUUGCUUGCCACCCCACAUCCGACGAGCAACUUGCGGCAUGCGCCGUAAUUGGGUUAUGGCAUCCACAUCCACAUCCGCAUCCACAUCCACAUCCGCAUCCACAAUUCACACAUGGAGGCGAGGGAUUUUGCAUACAGUAAAUGGGAGACAGUGUGUGACAAUGUCGCUGGGAAUUUUGUGGAAAAAUGCAACAAUUAAGACCUUAGAUUGUGCUCGAACAGCGAGCUGCGAUGCAUCUAAAUGCAUAUGGGCGAUGAGGUUGUUUCCCGCCCCCUUUCCGCCCUUUCCGCCCCUUUGUGCGAUUUGCCGCCGCUUUUGCGGAUGUUGUCCUGCUUGGCCCGCUGCCAUUUCGACGUGCAUGCAACAAUUUAUGGGGCUGUCAACAAUAUGGCAACAUGUUUUUUGCUCGACUGCGUCUGGACAUGCUAAUUGCAUGCACCAUGUGGAAAUAUCAAGUAAGUCCCUGCCCGGCACUGAAACUUUUACGAAGCGAAUAAUUUAAUGCGCCAUAAAUUCGCAUGUUCGCUUGUAAAAUUGUAAAAUUGCAAAAUUGACAGCGAGUGCGCCAUAAAUUCUGUAGCAUACUUUCAGCGCGCGUUUUGAGCGACAAAAACCGCUGACAAGAGCAGGCAGCCAAUGCAAAGUGGGCCGAAAACGAGAAUGGAGAUUUAUGCGCCGGUUUUAUUAAUUAUAAAAGCGACGAAAGCUUUGCCAAACUGCUCACCUGAAACUAUGACACGUGUAAUUCCGCAUUUUAGUUGCCAUUGUUGAAAUCAGCAUGGAGUGCAAAUUGUUGUACAACAAAGUCGUCACAGUUUUAACAACUUUUCCAUUUUACCUUGUUCGGAAUUCAUGCUUUUUCAUAUUACAUAGUUCAUUUCCUGAUGUAUGGUUUGUUUUUGAAGAGCCACUUUUUUUCAUCCUAAAAGGAGGCCAAAAUUUAAAUUUGCGAUUGAAGUGAACCAAUUAUUCCUACCUAAACAUGGAUGCCCAAUUGAGUGAGUGUUCUACUCCAUGGAAUGCGUUUAAACCAAAUGUGAAGGAGCCAUGGGAUGAGCGAAUGGGAAGCCUUAGUUCAUCGGCAGGUGGUCUAAUUUCUAAUUGAGUUGGCCACGCAAGGCUAAUUAUAUAAUUGGGCAAUCGCACCGAUUGAGCCAUCACCAAAACGGUAUUUAAGUGGGGAGAACCUUACAUUAAAGCUGAGAAUUCAAGGAACCAUGGCAGAGGUCAGAGUGGACAGUCUGGAGUUUUUCAAGAGCCAUUGGACCGCCUGGCGGUACUUGGGCGUAGCUCAUAUUCGGGUCGAGAACUGGAAGAACCUAUACGUGUUUUACAGCAUCCUGUCGAAUCUUCUCGUGACCCUGUGCUACCCCGUUCACCUGGGAAUGUCCCUCUUUCGCAAUCGCACCCUCACCGAGGACAUCCUCAACCUGACCACCUUUGCGACCUGCACAGCCUGCUCGGUGAAGUGCCUGCUCUACGCCUACAACAUCAAGGAUGUGCUGGAGAUGGAGCGGCUGUUGAGGCUCUUGGAUGAGCGCGUCGUGGGUCCGGAGCAGCGCAGCAUCUACGGCCAGGUGAGGGUCCAGCUGCGGAAUGUGCUGUACGUCUUCAUCGGCAUCUACAUGCCGUGUGCCCUGUUCGCCGAGCUAUCCUUCCUGUUCAAGGAGGAGCGUGGUCUGAUGUACCCCGCCUGGUUUCCCUUCGACUGGCUGCACUCCACCAGGAACUACUACAUAGCGAACGCCUAUCAGAUAGUGGGCAUCACGUUCCAGCUCCUGCAGAACUAUGUGAGCGACUGCUUUCCGGCGGUGGUGCUGUGCCUGAUCUCAUCCCACAUCAAAAUGCUGUACAAGAGAUUCGAGAAGGUGGGCCUGGAUCCGGCCAGAGAUGCGGAGAAGGACCUGGAGGCCUGCAUCACCGAUCACAAGCAUAUUCUAGAACUUUUCCGACGCAUCGAGGCCUUCAUUUCGCUGCCCAUGCUAAUUCAGUUCACAGUGACCGCUUUGAAUGUGUGCAUCGGCAUAGCAGCCCUGGUGUUUUUCGUCAGCGAGCCCAUGGCACGGAUGUACUUCAUCUUCUACUCCCUGGCCAUGCCGCUGCAGAUCUUCCCGUCCUGCUUUUUCGGCACCGACAACGAGUACUGGUUCGGACGCCUCCACUACGCGGCCUUCAGCUGCAAUUGGCACACGCAGAACAGGAGCUUUAAGCGGAAAAUGAUGCUGUUCGUUGAGCAAUCGUUGAAGAAGAGCACCGCUGUGGCUGGCGGAAUGAUGCGUAUCCACCUGGACACGUUCUUUUCCACCCUAAAGGGUGCCUACUCCCUCUUCACCAUCAUAAUUCGAAUGAGAAAGUAGGACUUUGUGAAAGGGUUUCAAUUGCAACCUAUUGAGAUUAUUAAAGACACUAAUCUGCUUAA
This is a messenger RNA of Drosophila simulans, 2701 nucleotides long. RefSeq names its product odorant receptor 59a (gene Or59a). The record is from RefSeq and is a predicted model, not a curated record. Lineage: Eukaryota; Metazoa; Arthropoda; Insecta; Diptera; Drosophilidae. The transcript is spliced from 2 exons. Bases 1500 to 2639 code for a protein of 379 amino acids. Gene Ontology annotation, molecular function: odorant binding; olfactory receptor activity. Gene Ontology annotation, biological process: sensory perception of smell; detection of chemical stimulus involved in sensory perception of smell. Gene Ontology annotation, cellular component: plasma membrane.